Molecule: messenger RNA, 2439 nt
Organism: Thlaspi arvense
Lineage: Eukaryota; Viridiplantae; Streptophyta; Magnoliopsida; Brassicales; Brassicaceae
Source: the annotation of a GenBank genome assembly
AUGGACUGUAACAGGGAAGAGGCCUCUAGGGCAAAAGCAUUGGCAGAGAAUAUGAUGCGGAAUGGUGAUUUUGCCAAGGCUCAGAAGCUGCUAAUGAAGGCUCAGAGUCUCUUCUCAGGUCUUGACAGCUUACCACAAAUGUUAGCCGUUUGUGAUGUCCAUUGUUCUGCCGACGAUAAAAUCAAAGGUCUCGAAAACUGGUACGGUAUUCUCCAAGCUAUGCAUUUUUCUGACGAUGCCACAAUCAAGAAGCAGUACAAGAAGCUCGCUUUGCUUCUUCAUCCUGACAAGAACCAGUUCCCAGGUGCAGAGUCUGCUUUCAAAUUGAUUGGGGAAGCAAACAGAUUGCUCGCUGACAAGGAAAAACGUUCGCAGUAUGAUAUCAAGCGAAGAAUCUAUUUACGGGUCGCUAGCCACCAGUUGAAUGCAAACUCUGGUCUACGAAGUGCAGCUGCAAACAAUGCCACAUUUCUGGCUUGUGAGCAUUGUGGCUAUAAGCAUACAUACUUCGGACAAUAUGUGAACACGCGUAUGUACUGUAUCAGUUGUCAUCGAUCCUUCGUGGCCUCCAACACUGGAUUUAACGGAGUGCCGCCUAAAUCAAGCACUGAUCAAAAAGGGGUUCGAAAUCAGGGCCCGUGUAAGACAUCUGUGGAGUCCACUGGUGCUCAGCCAAGAACUGUGGCAGAUGAGGUGGAUAAGAAGAGUACUGCUGAGCUACACAAAGCUGAUGAUAUGAAGCCGCAACCUGAGGUUACAGAACCAGAAGCAGGUGCAUCAAAAUCUGUACCUGAUGAAUCAGUUUCAAGGUGUGAUCAAGCACCCUCUACGAGCAAGGACAAAUCAACGAGGAGAAAAACUGUUGAGGAUCCCACUGAGAGUAUCGAUGUUGAUUCAAAAGAUAAUAGUAAUAGGAGGACAUCUCCAAGGAAAAGUCAGCGGGUAUCUUGCGCAGAGAAGGGAAGCAGUGGUGAUUCUAUAAUCCCUCCAACAAAAAGGCCAGUAUCAAGUGGUGGAUUGAAACCUGAGGGAACUACGAAAAAACAAAAUUUAGGUGUUGGAUCAUCGGUACGUCAUGAUUCUGGUGCUUCUUCUGCCCCUUCAUCUGUUUAUAAUGGAAAAGCUAAGAACAAUGUGGGUUCUGGACAUCAAGAAAUCUCGUCAACCAAAGAGAAGAAGAGUGAAGGAAGUGAAGCACGUGGAGUAGCGAUGGGUAUGGCGGGAAAGAUUGACAAAAACGACAAAGCUAAGGAAAAGCCUAGUACUCAGGAUUUACCUGAUCCAGACUUUAACAAUUUCGAACCGACAACAAGCUGCUUUGCUGUCAACCAGGUGUGGUCUCUGUAUGAUUCGACUGACGGUAUGCCUCGGCUCUAUGCUAGGAUAAGAAAAGUUCUUGAUUCUGAGUUCAAGCUUUGGAUUACGUGGUUAGACCUCUUACGGCAGGAUAACAAAGAUAGCUCUAUUCCCAUUGCUUGUGGAAUCUUCCAAGAUGGUGAUUCACAGGAAGUAGGCGACCAUCUGAUAUUUUCUUGUCAGAUGCUUCACGUACCUCAUGACAAUAACAUCGUUAUCUAUCCAAGAAAAGGAGAAAUUUGGGCAGUCUUCAGAGGCUGGGAUAUCAGUUGGACUUACGAAUAUGACUAUGUUGAGGUUCUGUCUGAUUUAAAUGAUGUGGAUGGCCUUGGAGUGGCCUAUCUGGAAAAAGUGGAAGGGUUUAUCUCUCUGUUUCGCCCAGGUGCAAAGUAUGGAGUUCUCCAAUUUCUAAUUCCACCAAGCGAGAUACUGAGGUUUUCUCAUAAAGUCCCUUCAGUCAAAAUGACUGGAAAUGAGAGAGAAGGUGUUCCUCCUGGUUGCUUCGAAUUAGACACUGCCGCUUUACCAAAAGAUAUGUUCGAGGUUGAUAAUUCUAAAGCUGAUGUUGGGUUGGAUAAAGAAAAGCGGAAUGGUAAAACUGGUGGUCCUUUUCCUAAGGCUUCAAGGGUUGAAGUGCAGGCAGAUACUACGCUAGAGAGCAGUCUAUCUCCAAAGGAACGCCAAAAAGUUCAUGACAAUCACAGUUCAGUCUCCAAUGCAUCUAAUGGAACAUGCAGUAAUCAUGAAAUGAGCUCAGUGAAGAUAUUCAGAAAGAGUGUCAAAGCAUUGGAUAAUUGCAAUCUGCGAAAAUCUCCUCGUCUUUUGAGUGAAACAAACAAACAAAAGACUUCAAAGUCAGGCCGAGAAAAAGCUGAGAAGAAGAGUGGUAACGAUGGUGAAUCAUGUGGACAGCCAGAUGGGUUUUGUAUACCUGAUGAGAAGAUGACUACCGCAAAGAAACCUGAGAAGGUUAUUGUGACUGAUGAUUCCUCAAGAAUCAGAAAAUCACCUCGGCAUACACACAAACCCACAGGGAACUCAAAGAAACGUGGAAGAGAUGAGGAGUCGCUGUCUCAGUCAUAG